UCUCCAGACCUUUCCGGAACGCUCUUAGAGCGUUCUGGGGUGCUUGGAAGCACGGCCGCGGCGUCCUCCGUACAGUCAACCCGCGCGGCGGCGGGCGGCCGCGCCGCGCGAGCGAGCGCACGGGCGCGGGACGGGGCGAGGCGGCCUCAAGGAGUGAGGGCGGUGGCCCUCGCGCGAGCGGGCGCACGGCGGGGCAUGGCGAGGCGCCCUCGAGGAGUGCCGGUGGUGGCCCUCGGCCUUCUGCUGGCCCUGCUCCGGGUGGCGGGUGGCUCAUCGGAUGCCGAGGGCGCUGGCUUGCAGCAGGGGGAGAGCCGUGCGGGCCCCGAUGCGUCGACUCGUGCAGCGCCGCCGUCACUGAGUGCCCCAGGAGACGGGGGGAUGUGCCAGCAAGGACGGCCGGAUUUGUGCCGAGACCGUCUCCGAGACUGCGCGAUUUCGAGUCCUUUCGAGGCCUGUUACUGUGAGGACGGCUACGGUGCCCAGGACAUCAAGUGCGUCGCGGACAGCUUCGGGUACAGCUGCAAGUAUACUUGUUGCCCUGCCCAGGUUGCCUUCGAGUGUGGACCCUUCGAACGGGAGAAUUUGCACCUCUUGGCAAUCAUCGGUCUCUCGCUCCUUGCCUUUGGCACGGCCGGAGUCUUCGUGACGAAGGUGUGGAUUGUUGUUGCCAGUCGGAGAUCACGGGCUGUGUGGCUGAGCCCGGAGGACCGUGCCGUGGAGUCGGGGCCCGUGGUACGACCCCGCCACGGUUCCGAGCCCAGCUUCAUCAAGUAUAGAUGCCACAG
Messenger RNA from Prorocentrum cordatum, 785 nucleotides. Lineage: Eukaryota; Dinophyceae; Prorocentrales; Prorocentraceae. The record is from the annotation of a GenBank genome assembly.